GAUUUUCUUCCCCAAAAUUCCCCAAUAAAAAAACAAACACAAUUUAAAACGAAGACUUCUCAAUUUUCUCUCUCUCUAAUCCGAACCCUAAUUUUAUACUAUAAUUUCCCCUCAAUUAACAAGAUUCAGGUUAGUAAUUGAUAUAGUUUGUUAGUGAAUAGUGGAAUUGACGCCAAUCAGAAAAUUUGAGAUUGAAUUUACAGUGAAAUUUUUGGAAACAAGUAACUAGGUUCAGGCCUCAUCUAACCACUGAGGAAGAAGAUUAUCUGAUGAUUUGGGGAGAGUUUUGAUAUACAGUAGCAAUGUCUGGCAUACUUAAUUCAUCGCUUAGCGGAUCAAAUUCAAACCUUCCGGAGUCCACAUCACGGCCAUUUGCAACGUCUUUUGCUGGCCAAUCUGCUGCACCUUCUCCCAUUUAUAAUCAUUCUGGUACAAUGCAAGGAAUGCAAAAUAUGAAUGGGAACUUCAGUGUUCAGAACAUGUCAAGCACUCUUACAGCUAGAAGUGCAGCAGGAAAUGGUGCUCCUUCUAGUGGUAUGCAACAGCCUAUUGGGAGCCUCUCCAGCGGACGAUAUCCUUCUAAUAAUAUUCCAGUUGGUCUCUCACAGAUAUCUCAUGGUGGCUCACAAGGACAUCCGGGGAUCCCUAAUAGAGGAGGAUUGGUAUCUCCAAUUUUGGGUAAUGCAGGUGCUCGAAUGACUAGCUCAAUGGGAAAUAUCUCUAUUGGAGGUAACAAUGGACGGAAUAUCAGUUCCGGCGGAAUGUCUGUUUCUGGGCUUGCAUCUCGCCUCAAUAUGACUGUGAAUACUGGUUCUGGAAAUUUGGCUGCACAAGGACCCAACAGAUAUAUGGGAGGUAUGCUUCAACAAGCAACCCCGCAGGUUAUGUCCAUGCUCGGAAACUCUUAUCCUUCAGCUGGUGGGCAACUAUCUCAAAACCAGAUCCAAGGAGGGAAUAACUUUAGGCCGACGGGAAUGUUAAGUGAUAUGAAUUCAAAUGAAAAUUCCCCGUUUGACAUGAUGAAUGAUUUCCCUCAGUUGAAUGGACGUCCUAGUUCUGCAGGAGGGCCUCAAGGACAAGGUUCGAUGCGAAAGCUAGGUGCUGCUGUUAGUUCAGUUGUCCAACAAAAUCAAGAAUUUAGCAUUCAAAAUGAAGAUUUUCCAGCGUUGCCUGGAUUUAAAGGUGGAAAUGCUGAUUAUGGUAUGGAUUUGCAUCAGAAAGAACAAUUUCACGAUAGUUCGGGAUCAAUGAUGCAAUCUCAGCACUUCCCUAUGGGGAGAUCUGGGGGAUUCAGUUUCUCAGAAUCGUAUCCAUCAUCACGAACCCAACAACAGCAUGCUUCAUCAGUAAGUAGCGGUGGGCUUUCUUACACACCCUCUAACAAUCAAGAUCUUCAGUUACAUGGCUCUGAUCUUUUCCCAUCUUCUCAUUCACCAUAUCACUCACAGGUUCAGUCUAGUGGACAACCAAGCAUGGGAUUAAGAAACUCCUCAAAUUCGGUAUCUGGAGUAGGAUCAUAUGACCAGCUUCUUCAGAAUUUUCAACAGCAACAGCAAAAUCAAUCUCAGUUCCGUCUAUCGCAGAUGCCAUCUGCAAGCCGACUAUAUAGAGACCGCAACAUGAAAUCAACACAUGUUUCUCAAGCUUCUCCUGACCAAUACGGGCUGCUUGGAUUAUUAAGUGUCAUACGGAUUAGUGAUAAACCCGUAUCAUCUCUUUACCUCGGCAUUGAUUUGACAAGUCUAGGUCUCAAUUUGAAUGCAGUAGAAAACUUGCACAAAACAUUUGGUUCUCCAUGGUCUGAUGAACCUGCAAAGGGGGACCCUGAGUAUACAGUACCUGAGUGCUAUUAUGCAAAACAACCACCUGUGCUACAACAAUCAUAUUUCAAAAAGUUCCAGUUGGAGACUCUGUUUUAUAUCUUCUACAGCAUGCCAAGAGAUGAGGCGCAGUUGUAUGCGGCCAACGAAUUGUAUAACAGGGGCUGGUUCUUCCACAGAGAUCUACGGAUAUGGUUUUUCAGAAUGCCAAAUUUGGAACCGCUGGCAAAGACAGAAACCUAUGAGAGAGGUUCCUACCAUUGUUUCGAUUCAACCACAUGGGAAACAGUUCGCAAGGAUAACUUUGUUCUUCAGUACAAGUCAAUUGAGAGUAGACCUGUGAUUCCGCAACACUGACAAACGACCUGCCAUACGCAUGUAAAGUAUUGUAAACGUCUUUGGACACAUUCACUUUCAACAAAUUUGUUUUACUAUUUUGUUUUUCUGUAUUGUUUGCUUAUUGUGUCCCUCAAUUGUAAACUAGACUUUUUCUCAUUCUGUAGUUUUUUGCCCCUUGAAUAAUGAAUGGCUUGUUCUUUCUUGCCAAGGGUAUUAGGUAUUUUUAUGUAAAUUUUCGUCACAUGUUUAAGAUUUUGAGUUUGUUUAACGGGAA
This is a messenger RNA of Papaver somniferum (opium poppy), 2433 nucleotides long. RefSeq names its product probable NOT transcription complex subunit VIP2. NCBI's taxonomy places the organism in Eukaryota, Viridiplantae, Streptophyta, Magnoliopsida, Ranunculales, Papaveraceae. Gene Ontology annotation, biological process: nuclear-transcribed mRNA poly(A) tail shortening; regulation of DNA-templated transcription. Gene Ontology annotation, cellular component: P-body; CCR4-NOT core complex. The transcript is spliced from 16 exons. Bases 303 to 2177 code for a protein of 624 amino acids. The record is from RefSeq and is a predicted model, not a curated record.